Molecule: messenger RNA, 830 nt
Organism: Pimephales promelas (fathead minnow)
Lineage: Eukaryota; Metazoa; Chordata; Actinopteri; Cypriniformes; Leuciscidae
Source: RefSeq, a predicted model, not a curated record
GGCCGUGUCGGCGCAUAACAUACGUCAUAAAUAAACUUAUCUGAUUGGCUUAUGGGUAACCAAUGAUUUUAAACUUCAGAGAAGCGCGCCCUUGCGAGAGAGAAAACACUUCUCUGUCUGUUAUGCCAUUCUCUAGACCAGUGUUCCCAACCCUGUUCCUGGUGGCUUUCUCCCUUAUCAAACACACCUGACUCAACCCAUCAGCUCAUAACCUCAUAACCAGUCCUGCUCUGUAAUUGAAUCUAUAAAUUUGCGAGUGCAUCAGUUCAGAAGCUUCAGAAGAGAAAAUGGCUGUAAUCGAGUCACUUCUGCAGUUUCUCAGCACAGGAACAUUACUGGGCGCUUUGCUGUUGCUUCUGGUUCUGUAUUUGCUUUCCUCUGGAUCCAGAUCUCAGAAAGAGGGGAAAGAGCCUCCGGGACCCAAACCUCUGCCGCUGCUGGGGAACCUGCUGACCCUUGACCUCGAGAGACCAUUUGACACCUUUUUUGAGCUGUCCAAAACCUACGGAAACAUAUUCCAAGUGUGUUUGGGUCCCAGAAAAUUUGUUGUUUUAGUUGGGUACAAAACUGUCAAAGAUGCUCUCGUGAACCAUGCAGAAGAGUUCGGCGACAGAAAAACUGAACUUGGUUUCAGGAUAAUGCACGGCGAACAUGGUAGGAUUCUUUGUCGAAUCAUUUUUUCCAAUGGAGAGAACUGGAGAGAGAUGCGACGCUUCGCUCUCAGCAACCUGCGGGACUUCGGGAUGGGCAAGAGAGGAAGUGAAGAGAAAAUCAUAGAGGAAAUUCACUAUCUGAAAGAAGAGUUUGAUAAGUUUGAAGGUACAAGCUGA